UCCGGUUGGAGUAAGACCGGUCGGUAGUUUCGUGGCUAAUCAUUGACAAGUUUACCACUGGAUGAUGUCGUAUAAAAUGACGUCGGUUUUGUCACUAGAAAUGUGACACUGUGACGAUCUUUCGUGAUCAUUUGUUUCUAACCUGCCCGAUACUUGUAUCAGUUACGUAAGUUGCGGCGCCGGUACGGCAAGUCAAACUUUUUGAUUGCCGUUUCGAGAGUUCUCGUCGUUUCUUCUUAUCAGCCAUCGCUCCGAAUAGUGAAAAGAGCGUUAGCUAAGUUUUAUCGGCAGAAAAGGGCUGUAAGCGUAAUAGGUGACUUCUGGAAAUACAAUGUCAGACACCGAAGACGAUAUUCUAACGCCGCUGCCAGACCCGGGGGAUGUGGAAAUUACCCCUGGGAAGUUUGAUUCGGCGAUGAACGGUGAAAUCGGACAUGUGGUUCGUAAGGGAUCUCUUUUCGGUUUAGAGCAAAAAAAUCCAACUUUAUUUAACAUGGAAAAUUUCACUUUUAGUACUGGAUUAAACAGAUUUGGUGGUAAUCGUUUGCGAAGGGAGAGCGAAGCCAGCGAGGCAGAAACCUUGCCUGAGUUGAGCGAUUCAGAAGAUGAAGACGAAGAUGAAGAUGAAGACGAAGAGGACCCUCCGGCUUACAAACAUUUAGAUACUCCAAAUGAAAAGACAGAGAUAGAAAAACCACCACCGUUCCCGACGUCACCACCCCCCUCGCGGAGAAAGUCAGCAAUGAAGAUGCCAAAAGAGCAGGGCGUAAAGCCUAAGGGACCCGCCGCCAAGCUUUGGGACAUUUUCCGUAUAACAUCACCGGACAACGAAGAACUCUCAGAGAGCUGGUGCCUAGAGGUAACCAAGCGGGUCUGCAAGGUGAUCGUAUACUGGCUUCUCCUCUUCUUCAUCCUCGGGUCGACCGUCAUCCAUAAAAUCACGCUUAUGAUCUCGGUGGCCCAGUCGAGGACAGAAAAGUGGCUGACUUGCGAGGUUGACAUGUUUGGGAAUUUGACGAACUGCAUAGUGGAUCCGGGAGUUCACAAAAACACCAAUUUGACGGAUAGGGUUCGCUGUGAUGAGGUCUCCGUGAGAUGGAUAUGGGGGCUUGCAGCCACCAUGUGUUUUCCCUAUCUGCUAACUUUCAUGCAGUGUCUAUUCAAGGUUCUCUUCAAGGUAACGUUGUGGCCGAGUUUGGGAACGUUCUUUGCGCUAGAACGGCCGUUCAGCACGUUAGCACACAAGGCUACUGUUAGAGCAGCAUAG
Messenger RNA from Lingula anatina, 1267 nucleotides. Its product is annotated as chitin synthase chs-2. Gene Ontology annotation, molecular function: chitin synthase activity. The record is from RefSeq and is a predicted model, not a curated record. Lineage: Eukaryota; Metazoa; Brachiopoda; Lingulata; Lingulida; Lingulidae. Gene Ontology annotation, cellular component: cell septum; cell periphery. Gene Ontology annotation, biological process: chitin biosynthetic process.